Oncorhynchus masou masou (cherry salmon) is the source of this 3474-nucleotide messenger RNA. RefSeq names its product protein kinase C-binding protein NELL1-like. Gene Ontology annotation, biological process: positive regulation of ossification; regulation of osteoblast differentiation. NCBI's taxonomy places the organism in Eukaryota, Metazoa, Chordata, Actinopteri, Salmoniformes, Salmonidae. Gene Ontology annotation, molecular function: heparin binding; calcium ion binding; protein kinase C binding. Gene Ontology annotation, cellular component: cytoplasm. The transcript is spliced from 13 exons. The record is from RefSeq and is a predicted model, not a curated record. The coding region runs from base 1 to 1740 and encodes 579 amino acids.
AUGGACUAUGAUGUGUAUGUAUCUGUGUGUGUGUGCGUUUGUGUGUGCUUGUGUGUGAGUCUCCAGCUGAACCACGCAGAGUCCAGGCUGACCCAGCUGGAGGGCUGCCGCUGUGACAGGACGUGCAGUGCCAACGGUGUGGACUACAGAGACAAAGAGCUGUGGGUGGACCCAGAGAACUGCAGGAACUGCGUCUGCAUGAAUGGAGUGGUGGAGUGUCACAGGAUAUUCUGUCCCCCUACCAACUGCUCAGAGGACUCUCUUCCCGUGUAUGUGGUGGGCACCUGCUGCAAGAAAUGCAGACCAAAAUGCACCUACAUGGCCCAAACUUUGUCAGAGGGCCAGCGUCUGCUAAUGAAAAGGUGCACAGAAUGCAAGAAUGGGCUGAUGGUGAGAGUGACAGAGAACUGUCCGGAGCUCAACUGCACCCUCAAGGAACAGAUCCUACCUGACAACAGGUGCUGCAAUGUCUGCAAAGGCUACGACUUCUGUGCAGAGGGACUCAUUUGUGGGGAAAAUUCAGAGUGUAAAAACCGGAAUACCAGAGCCGAGUGUGAGUGCAAGAGCGGCUUUGCCUCCAUCCAUGGGGACUCAACAUACUGUGAAGAUAUUGAUGAGUGUGCUGUUCAAAGGCACUACUGCCAGGCUAACACAGCAUGUGUGAAUGUCCCCGGCAGCCAUCGCUGUGACUGUCUACCUGCCUUCAUCAGAGUGGAUGACUACUCCUGCACAGAACAUGACGAGUGUGCAAGUUGGCAGAGCUCCUGUGACGACAAUGCCAUCUGCACCAACAACAUCAGAGGCCACCUGUGCACCUGUAAGCCUGGCUAUGUAGGGAACGGCUCAAUCUGCACAGCAUUCUGCGAGGAGGGGUGUAGGAGCGGAGGUACCUGUGUGUCGCCCAACACCUGCAUCUGCCCCUCAGGCUUUACGGGACAUCACUGUGAGACAGACAUUGACGAGUGUGCGGAGGGCCUGAUCCAGUGCCACAAUCACUCCCGCUGUGUCAACGUGCCGGGCUGGUACCACUGUGAGUGCAGGAACGGUUUCCAUGACAAUGGCUCCUACCUGAUCCACGGGAGCUCCUGCAUCGAUGUUGAUGAGUGUGCCACACAGACACACACCUGCUGGAACGACAGUGUGUGUGUGAACCUUCCGGGUGGGUUUGACUGUAUGUGCACAUCUGGAUCGGCUUGCAGUGGAGACUGUCUUCACGAGGAGGGCCUCAAGCACAACGGACAGGAGUGGAACCUCAGCCUGGACCGCUGCUCCCUCUGCUCCUGCAAGGACGGGCGCACCUUCUGCAGGAGGAGAGAGUGUGACUGUGUGGACCCUGAGUCAGACCUGUUCUGCUGUCCUGAGUGUGACUCCAGAAAGUCCAGCCAAUGUCUGCACCAGAGUGGACACACAUUGUACAACAGCAGAGACUCCUGGAUCUAUAGCUGCCAGCAGUGUCGCUGCCUGGAGGGAGAGGUGGACUGCUGGCCCCUGGCGUGUCCAGUGUUGGCGUGCAAGUACUCUGCCUUGGCGGAAGGCGAAUGUUGCCCGCACUGCGUCACUGACCCCUGUCUGGCAGACAAUAUUGCCUACGACAUCAUGCAGACCUGCCAGGACCCCGCUGGGAUCACCCGCCUCGGCAGUGCCACGUGGCCCAUGCCAGGGUCACCCUGCACCACAUGCAAAUGCAAGAAUGGAAGAGUGUGCUGCUCGGUGGAGCUGGAUUGUCUUCAGAACAACUAAACACUCCUCUUUCGGUAGCCGUACUCUUCUCCUCCUCUCCAAUAGCUCCUUUCUUCAGAUUCUAGACUGGCCACACUGUUUGAAGACGCUAUCUUUGGACCUUUUACCACAUAUGCUCACAAACACGCACAUAUGUACGCACACACUCUGCCUGGGUUAGGGCAGUGGCUAGAGCUGUGUGUCCAUACUGGUUCUUCAAGCAACACUAUAUCACUGACAAAUUGAGAGAUGGAGUGUCUGUCUGCUACACAACUACAGGAGGAGACCAACCCACAUGUAACCUUUCCCUCACUCACCCCCUACUUGCACACUUAUCAGUGUGUUCUGUAUGUUUGUGUGCCUGCGUGUGGGUAUACCAGGGGUUCCCAAACUUUUUUGGCUCACAACCCCAUGUUGAUUAAAAAAAAAUUGCAACUCCACAAUGUAAGAAAGUUAUGUAAUCAAGGGACAGUGUUUUUUUAAUUGUCGCUAUGACAGUCUAUUAGAAAUCAGCCUGACAGUACUUUUGAAAGUAUUUCAAUGUGAAGGAAGUAUGGUUUGAAGUGACUGAAAUGCAUCUGAUAUGUGUUGGGAAGUUCAGAAGAUCAUCAGGCAAUAAUUUUGUAUGAUCUUCUGUGUAGAAAACAUUCAUGUUAAUGUUAUUUUUUUCCAAUCUGUCCAAUCUGUUCUAAUGAGUCCUGUGUGACAUGGCAUUGUGGAGGGAAACAGAAGACCCAUGAGUGGUCCUGAGAAUCGUAUGUUUGAUGGGGUCAUAGCAUAGAAGAAAACAUAAACUUCUCUGUUUAUUACAACUGCAUCUAGCGGCUACCAGCGCAAUUCCCCCCCCCCCACCAGAGACUUUCUCAAAUAAAAUUAUAUUGGUUGCAUACAAAUAUUUUGCAGAUGUUAUCGCAGGUGCAGUGAAAUGCUUUCUUGCUCCAACAGUGCAGUAAUACAUGAUAACACAGACAAAUCUCCCAAUAUUAAAAUGAAGAAAUUAAGAAAUAUCAGAAUGUGCAAUGUCAGAGUCUGGAAAAUAAACGUUUUUUUGUUAUGUUAUUUAACCUUUAUUUAAUUAGGCAAGUCAGUUAAGACCAAAUUCUUAUUUACAAUGAUGGCCUACCAAAAGGCAAAAGCAUGCGUGGACAGGGGAUGGGACUAAACAUUUAAAUUAAAUAAAAAUAUAGGACAAAACACACAUCACAACAAGAGAGACACCACAACACUACAUAAAGAGAGACCUAAGACAACAACAUAGCAUGGCAGCAACACAUGAUAAUACAGCAUGGUAGCAACAUGACAUGACAACAACAUGGUAGCAGCACAAAACCUGGUACAAACAUUAUUGGGCACAGACAACAGCACAAAGGGCAAGAAGGUAGAGACAACAACACAUCAUGAGAAGCAGCCACAACUGUCAGUAAGAGUGUCCAUGAUUAAGUCUUUGAAUGAAGACAUGGAGAUAAAACUGUCCAGUUUGAGUGUUUGUUGCAGCUAUUUCCAGUCGCUAGCUGCAGCGAACUGAAAAUAGGAGCGAUCGUGGGAUGUGUGUGCUUUGGGGACCUUUAAUCGAAUGUGACUAGCAGAACCGAUGUUGUAUGUGGAGGAUGAGGGCUUCAGUAGGUAUCUCAGAUAGGAGGGGAGUGAGGCCUAAGAGGGUUUUAUAAAUAUACAUCAACCAGUGGGUCUUGCGACAUGUAUACACAGAUGACCAGUUUACAGAGGAGUAUAGAGUGCAGUGAUGUGUCCUAUAAG